AAUCAGACGUAGCUAUGUGGUUCUUAAUCCUGUGUUUUGUGACACAUCUGAUGGCAAAAUUCUUUCAAUUACUUUGCUAAUGACAUUGAAAAUAAUCCUGCUAAUUUCAAGAUUCACAUGGAGAACAUGUGAAUACGAGUGGAAAGAGAUUUGAAUCAGGUGUCAGGUUUUUCUUUUUGUCCUUGUUCUGCUAAGUACUAAUGGUGAAACUCUGGGCAAGUCCCUGAACAGUCUGCAUUUCAGUUCUCACAUUGUCACCAUCACACCUGAAAUACUGCAGGUAGCAUUAUGCAGAAUGAGAGUUGCAGGUCUGACACAUGCAGUGACCAUAGGAAGUUUGUCAUUUGUGUGUCUUGGGCAAUCCUCCAGCUUUUAGGGAAAACAAACAGUGUUCCCCAAUCUUUGCAUUUGCUGAGUCUUCCCCUUCUCAGCCCCACCUCUCCUAUUUCUCUUAAUUUAUGUUGUUCUUCCUCCAUGUUCUUCUGACAGAUGACUUUCAAAAUUAAGAGUCAUUGCUGUGGACUCAAUCCGUCAGAGAGGAGCUCAUGUGAUGCCACCAGUCACCACUGCAGUAUAGCUCUACUUCCUUCCUGGUGUUUUCAUUAUUAGAACACAGUGUUCGGCACAUGCUGUGGUUGAGGUGCAACCAUAUGAAAAUCGCCGUUCACCCUAAUUCCUAGCCACUGUUGCAGAAGUUGCGGAGUCAUCUUAUUAGGUGUCUUAAUGGCUUCUGUUUGAUGUAUGAUAAUUUUGGAGUCCAUCGACAUCUGUGGGGAUGUGAAUCUUUGAGUAAAGUCAAAGCAUAAAGGGAAGUAGAUCUAGAGAGAGACAGUAAGAGGCUCUGGGGAACUGUGUUAACCAAGCCGCUUGCAUGCUGAGGGGUGAGGGACCUAGUGUCCCCUAAGUAAUCUUGCCUUUGUCCUUGGCUCUGGAGAAAUAACCCUUGGAGUAAUUGGGGCGCCUUCAUCUGGGACUUGCAGGCCACACCUGAGGCUUUGUGCUGGCGAGUAGGGGCUGGCCAAACCAGAAAAGACUCACCUGGGAGGCUGAUGUUAGCCAUCCUCAGGAGGCAUGAUCAACUUAUCAUGCAGGACUGGCCAGUAAAAGCCUGGAACGCUAAGGCUCAGAGAGCUUCCUGGUUGGUGAAGAGAGGAUAAGCCCUCCAGAUCUCCAGCUGGCCAUGUGGUGAAUUCAAGUCCCCAGCAGCCACCAGAGAACACCUCCUCUGUUUUGAAUGGGGUCACACCAGCCCCGAGCCUGGAAAAAUGGAGUCGCAGUCUACAGGCCUGCAGGAGACUUCCGUGGACCCCUGGGAAAGGAUCAGGGAUGACUCUGUCGACGUCGAUGGUUCGCCCUGCCUCUCGGACUCUGACCACUCCCCUUCCCCCGUAGACAUCCGGUUCUCGAGGCCCAAAGUCACCUGGAUUAACCCCCAGGAUGUGCAGCCACCGUUGCAGGAUUUGCGCCCCCCGGUGGCAACCACGGGGAAGAGCGGGAGCCACUUUGUAGCUGACGCUGCUUCUUCAUUGGGCCCUUCGCCGUCAUCCCUUGAGAACUCCCCGACAGAGACACCAUUGUUGGAGGACGCUCUGCAGCACCCCCUGGGCGGUUGCUUUGCCUGUGGCUCCUGUGAAAAGAGUAGAGACUUGUCUUUGAGCUCAACGAAAGAGCGGGCUGUGCUCCCAGGAAGUUCUCUUCAGGGGUCUGUGUUCACUAACUCUGAGAUUUUGGCCACUUCCCCGUGUCCUGAGGCAGAUGGUGCGUUCAUCGCGCCUUUCCACCCAACAGCUUCCACUGAUGACGGUGCUGUGCAAGUCAACAGAAGAACCAUUUCUUUGAAUUCCUUCUUACCAGAGGCAUUUUUGUUCCCCAUCGAUGUAGAAAAGGAAAAUGCCCACUUUUAUGUUGCAGAUAUGAUGAUAUCAGCAAUGGAGAAAAUGAAGUGUAACAUCCUGAGCCAGCAGCAGGCAGAGAACUGGAGUGUAGACAAAGUCAGCGGGUCACUGGGAAAUGAUCCGGCUGACCCAGAAGUGACCUUUUAUGCCAGCGUAAAGCAAGAAUCUGUAUCUUCCACUCGUUCAGACAGUGGCUAUGAAGUUUGUGCUGGGUUAAAGGUCAGCCCAGUGGUUGAAACACCUACUGACUAUGAUCUGGUGAAGGAGUCCAGCAAAUGUGACUUUGAUGAAUUUGUCAUUUUAGAACUUGAAGAACUUAAUGAUAUCACAGAAACCUGUGGAUGUUCCUGCAGCUCCUCCAAGAGUGGCAUUUGUGAGCCAGACUUUAAUUCUGCUGAACUAAUAGCCAAAGAGUUGUACCAAGUUUUCGAGAAGUGCUGGUUAUUGUCAGAAGUUAAUUAUCAGCCAGUAAGUUCCUUGAAUGCAGCUGGCUCCAUAGUCGUAAAUGAAGAGCAUGUCCGAAAACAGUUUGAAUCUGGUGUGGAUGUAGUACAAGAAAUUAAAUUUAAGUCUAGGAUCAGAGGGACUGACGACUGGGCCCCGCCUCGAUUUCAGAUCAUAUUUAACGUCCAUCCACCACCCAAGAGGGACCUCGUGGUAGCAGCGCAGAAUUUUUUCUGUGCUGGCUGUGGAACUCCAGUACAACCUAAGUUUCUGAAGCGGCUCCGCUACUGCGAGUACUUGGGGAAGUACUUCUGCGACUGCUGCCACUCAUACGCGGAGUCCUGCAUCCCAGCACGCAUCCUCAUGAUGUGGGACUUCCGGAGGUACUAUGUCAGCAAUUUCUCCAAAAGGCUGCUGGACAGCAUAUGGCACCAGCCCAUUUUCAAUUUGCUGACCAUCAGCCAGAGCCUCUAUUCAAAAGCCAAGGAACUGGACAGAGUGAGGGAAAUGCAGGAGCAGCUUUUUCAUAUCAAGAAGUUGUUGCGGACCUGCAGGUUUGCCAGAAGCACAUUAAAGGAGUUUGAGCAGGUGCCGAGACACUUGACUGAAGAGCACCACCUGUUCUCCCUGGACGACCUGGUCAGGAUCAAGAGAAGGCUGCUGGCGCCCCUGCUGAAGGAGCUUCUGAAAGCUUCCCUUACACACGUGGCCAACUGUGAGCUCUGUCAAGGAAGGGGCUUCAUUUGUGAAUUUUGCCGGAGCACGGCUGUCAUCUUCCCCUUUCAGACUGAAACGUGUAGAAGAUGUUCAGUGUGCAGAGCCUGCUUUCACAAGCAGUGCUUCCAGUCUUCCGAGUGCCCGCGGUGCGCAAGGAUCUCAGCGAGGAGAAGACACGUGCAAAGUUUGCCCUCCCCAGAGACGUGAUACCCCGAAUGUGGUGGAAAAGACUAUUCAUACACCUUAUGACAGCUUCAAUUUGUGUCUGUUAUUGAUAACAUUGUUUAAGAUCUCAGGCCUUCCUUGUAUAUUUAGAAAAAAGAAAGCUGGUCGAUUUUCUCUUUAUUGUAUAUUUUUGAUGCUUUAAAAGAAUGGAGAUUCUUUGUUGUUUACUGGUGGUUUUGUUUACAAAUGUUCAUCGUUUUGCUGCUAUUGGUUGUGUUUUCAGAGUUUUUUGAUACUUCUUAAAUUGUAUUUGAACAGCUGUAUUUAGCUAAUGUUAGAGCCUAUAUUUGAUGGAUUG
Trichechus manatus latirostris (Florida manatee) is the source of this 3579-nucleotide messenger RNA. It is a transcript of the gene RUBCNL, whose product is annotated as rubicon like autophagy enhancer. Gene Ontology annotation, molecular function: phosphatidylinositol phosphate binding. Gene Ontology annotation, biological process: autophagosome-lysosome fusion; autophagosome maturation; autophagosome-endosome fusion. The transcript is spliced from 14 exons. The coding region runs from base 1266 to 3263 and encodes 665 amino acids. The record is from RefSeq and is a predicted model, not a curated record. Gene Ontology annotation, cellular component: autophagosome membrane; intracellular membrane-bounded organelle. Lineage: Eukaryota; Metazoa; Chordata; Mammalia; Sirenia; Trichechidae.